UGUUCUCGACUGUCAGUCCUCCCUUCCCCACAAGCAAGAGUCUUUACUUCCCGGCCAUUACCAUGAAGAACGACAAGCCAGAAGAGGAUGAGAUCCCUCAGUUGCAGCGGCCCCCAUCCCCGCCGCCGCACACAACGUUCGCGACCCGCCAAAUACAUCCCCCCUCGUUCUCCGCCUUCAAGCCGCGCGACUACCGGUUCACCGGGCAGGCGCGUAGCAUGUCGCACGUUGCGUGGAGCUGCGAUGGGAAGCGUAUAGCAGCUGUGGGGCUCGACAAGAUGGCACGCGUAUGGAAUGCGGACAAGCAGCUCGAACCUCGAUUGGCCACGCUUUAUAGUGGAACUCAUACUGAUGAGGUCAACUACGUUUCCUGGAACCCAACACAUCCAGAUAUGUUCUGCACGUCAAGCGUGGUAGAUCGCAGAAUAGUAUUCUGGGAUGCUCGACAAAAAAGCCGCUCAAUAACACACGUAACCGUCCCUCACGGUCCCAUCAUGACGAACUACUCCCCAGAUGGCAAACACCUCCUCUACACCUACUACAAGCCCGCCACCGACGACGACCGCAUCGCUCAGUACCAGGUCUCUUUCCUCACCAAUAGAGGUACCAAUGACUGGGAAAUGAUGAAUACGCCGACAACGAAGGGCUCGAGGGGGAUCUUCAGCAACGCUGGCGACGCGGUGAUCGUGGCGCAUACUGGGAUACAUAGCCUGGACGUGUACAAUUUUCCGGAGAUGUCGCAUUUUGAGACGGUGUCAGCGCAUGUGGGCGGGUCGACGUCGAUUGCGAUGGAUCCGAGGGGAAGAUAUCUUGCGUCGGGAGGCCUGGACGCGAUUGUCAAUCUCUUUGACCUCGACGAGUGGAUAUGCGCACGAACAGUAACUUCUUGCGAUCACUCCAUAAACGCUGUAAGCUUCUCGUUCGACGGCGAAUACCUAGCCAUGGCAACCGCUGGGUCCUACAUCGACAUCUGCGCGACCGAGACCGCUGCCCCUCUACACCGAGUCGCCUCCCCGGGCCCCGCACCGACAGUAGCAUGGCAUCCUUCGCAACACGCGAUCGCCUACUGCUCGAAACCGAAGGUCGGGCGCGAGAAUCCUACUUCGGCGUUCGCGUACGUUAGUACCUUUGGUGUGAUGGAGUAGGGUAGGUAGGCGUUCGCGAUGUAGACAACUGCAAUUGCGCAACCAGACCAUACUUGCGACUUGCUGUCAUUCUCGUC
Molecule: messenger RNA, 1222 nt
Organism: Schizophyllum commune H4-8
Lineage: Eukaryota; Fungi; Basidiomycota; Agaricomycetes; Agaricales; Schizophyllaceae
Product: WD40 repeat-like protein
Exons: 7
Coding region: 63-1145 (360 amino acids)
Biological process (GO): mRNA export from nucleus
Cellular component (GO): THO complex part of transcription export complex
Molecular function (GO): protein binding
Source: RefSeq, a predicted model, not a curated record